This is a messenger RNA of Fonsecaea multimorphosa CBS 102226, 417 nucleotides long. RefSeq lists its product as uncharacterized. The coding region runs from base 1 to 417 and encodes 138 amino acids. The record is from RefSeq and is a predicted model, not a curated record. The transcript has a single exon. Lineage: Eukaryota; Fungi; Ascomycota; Eurotiomycetes; Chaetothyriales; Herpotrichiellaceae.
AUGACUUCCGACUUCCACCACUCCCUCGAGCCCUUCCCUCUCUUCAUCGACUCAGCUCCUCCCAAUUCGGCCAACUACUUCUCCUCCCCAAUGGCCAUGGCUGCCAUCCAGCUCCUAGCCACCUCGAGCUCCUCCUCCUCCUCCCACCACGACUCCUUCCGAAAACCCCUUGUCUCCAUGCCAUCGAAGCUAUCGAAUUACCUGCGAUUACGAUAUUACCAGUACGAAGUCACCUUCGGACUCUAUGUUAUGACCCCGGGCGAGAAACUCGUACUCAACUCGGUCGUCCUUGUCGCUUUUGCUGCCCUAUCCUACGCGCUUUUCUGGGGCUUUCAACCAUUCAUUGUCAAUCUUCUCUGCCGCCUGAUAUACUACGUCACUGGAUCCUUUUCCACUGCUCCACAAUUAUGCUCAUGA